UGUCAUGUUUAUUCAUUAAGUUACAGGUAGAUACGCCUUUGUAAACCAGUCUUGUGGAUAAAAAUAGAAAUCCUAAAGCAUGUCUACAGGGCGGUGAGCAUAACUAUAUUGGGGCAGACAACUGAAUAAAAAAGGAUGUGGCUAUCAUCAGUGAUUGGUCUCUUUGCCUUUAAUGUCCUUGCUACAUUGGUAAAUGGACAGAAUCCUCCCACAUGGAUCAAUGACAUGAACGCAUUAAGAAUCGAAGAAGACACAGCAGUGGGUACUGUUGUCUAUACACUGUUGGCCCAGGGAGGGGGACCAGAUGGCAUCACCUACGAUAUGUUGGAAACAGAUAAGUUUAUUGUCAACAGAGCGACAGGUGAAGUAAGAUUGAGGAGGCUGCUGGACUAUGAGACAAACCCAACUUUAUUAGUAACAGUGAUAGCCACUGGCAGCAAUGGAUUACAGGCUCAGAGACAGUCUAGAGUUGUCAUCAUUGAUGCUAAUGAUGAACCACCUGUGUUUUCUACAGACACACUGACGGCAUCAGUGUCUGAGGAUGCCCCCAUUGGUACUACAGUGUAUUCCAAUCUCAGAGUCACUGAUGUUGACACAUCUAAUACUGGUACAAUUACAGUGGAGUGUAAUGUAACAAAAGCCCUAGCUAGCCCCUAUGUUGAUGUUUGUAACAAGUUUAAACUAAAUCGUCAGACAUCUUCCAACAAGGAUUGGAAUGGAUUUAUUUAUUUAGAUGGAACUCUGGAUUAUGAAACUAGACCAUUUUACCAGAUGCCUUUAACAGCUUAUGAUGGUGUACACUACACAGACAGAAGUUUAGAAAUAACGGUGUUGAAUGUCCAGGAUGCUCCGCCCAGAUUUAUUAUAGCUAAUGACGUCAACACACCAGAGGGAUUACCAGCGGGCACAAAUGUGAACUACGUGAAAGCAGUAGAUGGGGAUACAAGCAAUCCUAGAGACAUUCAAUAUUUUUUUACACAAACAACUGGAGACAAAUUUAUUAUUGAUCCUGUGACUGGAAACAUAACUAAUAGAAUCCCUUUGGACCGUGAAAGCCCAGCCUUUGCCAAGGGCCAUGAAGAUUUGGGCAUCAUUGCACGUGAAGUCAUCAGUUUAAAUCCACUGGUGCUAGGAAAUGAUGCUCAGACAACGGCUAGAACUUCAGUUCGUAUCAACAUAUAUGAUAUCAACGACCAGGCACCGACCUUUGACCCUGUCAACUACCAAGUGUCCAUUCCUGAGGAUACCCCAAACAAGACCCCCCUCCCCAAUCUGAGUCUGAGUGUGACUGAUUUGGAUGUGGGACCUAACGGUGUAUACACUCUGACUUUGGACCAGUACACUGCUGAGUUUGAAGUCUCCCCAGCUACAGGACAAGGAAGCACACCGGCCAUUAUUCUGGUCAAGAACACCUCCCUCAUAGAUUACGAAAGGGGACCAAGAGUUUACACCAUGAGGGUGAUUGCCAUUGAGACUCAAAACGAAACACCCAAGCAGUCAGGAACAGCCACAGUUACCGUCAACAUUCUAGAUGUCAACGACAAUCUGCCACAAUUCAAUCAAGCCAGCUACACUGAGAGUAUUCUGGAGACGGCCCCAGGGGGUACCAGUGUCACCAAAAUACAGGCUACAGAUCCUGAUUCAGGCAUUCGGGGGACUAGCGGCAUUCGGUUUGGCCUGAUUGGUGAUGGCACAAAUCUGUUUCGAAUUGAUCCCUCUUCUGGAGUUGUAUUUGUGGAAAAUUGUCCCACUCCAGGUGACGGAAAUUGUAUCGACUACGAGAAGAAGCGACGUUAUGAUCUGACUGUGACAGCUCGAGACGAGGAAGGAUCUGGACAAGCUGUUACAAUCAACCUCAUCAUCAACAUUCUGGACGUCAACGACAAUGCCCCAGAAUUCACAACCGCAGAAUACACCAGUUACAUUGAAGAGAGCAAGACAGAGCCUAGCCCAGUUGUCAUAGUAACAGCCAAUGAUCCUGAUUCUAACAGCGCAGUCACGUAUUCUGUGAUUUCUGACACUACUAACCUAUGGCAGAUUGAUCGGAAUAGUGGUAAAGUCACCGCUAAACGACCCAUUUAUUACAGUGAUACACCAUCAAACCAAGGAUUCUUUAUCAUCACUGUGCAAGCCACUGAUGGAAAAUUCAACCCGACUGCAAAUGUGCGGAUUUAUGUCAUUGAUAUAAAUGAUAAUGCUCCAAUAUUUGAAGCAAGCAAUUACAGAGAAGUGAUCAGUGAAACAACAUUAGGGAACUUUUAUGUACUGACAGUGAAAGCCAAUGACAGGGAUUCUCCUACGACGGGGGCUGGAAUCAUUGAUUACAGCAUUGAAGUGGGGGCCAGCGGUAAAUUUGUCAUCAAUGGGACGUCGGGUGUUAUCACCACCUCACCAGACGCCACCUUUGAUUACGAUUUGACCCGCUUAUAUAAUAUGACGGUGAAGGCAAGAGACAGAGGUCGUCCUCAGCAGACGGGCACCUGUUAUGUGACUAUAGACAUCCUUGACACAAACAAUAAGGAUCCAUACUUCACUCCUUCUACACAAAGAGCAGAUGUCUAUGAAAAUGUCCCCAUUGGAUUCAGUGUCCACAAGAUGCUGGCCACAGAUCCAGAUGACCAGUCCCAGCUGAACUUUUUCAUCGUGGAACCUAUAACUGCUAUCACACCAGAUGGAGUCUUAGUAGACAGAAACCUUUAUGAUAUCACGCAACUGUUCUCUAUAGAACAGCAGACAGGGGAUGUGAAAACAAAGAGUAAGCUAGACCGAGAUCGUGCCUCUGUGGUGACCCUGACCGUCAAUGUUGUCGACAUAACCGCGAGUCCACGACAAACAGGAACAGGACAACUUAUCAUCAACAUCCUGGAGUACAACGAUCAACGACCGGAGUUCUUACCCUACAGAAAUGUAACGAUCGAUGAAGAACAACCUAUAGGAACGUUUGUGAUGGCCUUACUGGCCACAGAUCAGGACGAUCCAAUUGCAGAGUACCAGAUUAUUGAUAAUCCAAAUGGAUUCUUUGCCAUUGGUUACCAGACUGGUGUGGUAAGCAUUAGUAGUCGUAUAGAUUUUGAGUUGGUGGAAUCGUCCUCCUUCACGGCCCAGGUAUGGGACAGUGGUACCCCCCGCCUGGACAAUACGGCUACUGUAUAUGUCACCAUCAACAACAUCAACGAUAAUUCACCAAUAUUUGAUAAGGGAGCUUACCCAGUCAGAAUACCAGAGAAUUCACAAGGAGGUAGAUUUGUGACAAAUGUACGAGCUGUGGAUAAGGAUAAGGGGGAUUAUGGGGUAGUGCGAUAUUCCCUCGAUCCACAGGAAACAAGGUUUACCAUCGACAGUGUCUCAGGGGAGAUAAAGGUAGCACCAGGGGCCAAACUUGACCGUGAAGAACUGGGCGACAUUAGUAUUCAGGUCACAGCCUCUGACAGUCCCCUGUAUCCUGUUGUUCGUAGAUUCUCCACUGUCACGGUUUACAUUACCCUGGAGGAUGAGAAUGACAACCCCCCUAUUUUUAACCAGCCCGAGUACCUCCAGCAGAUUAUAGAGACCAUUCCUAUCUUUACCCACGUCCUCCAGGUGUUCGCUAAUGAUGCAGACGCCGGUAACAAUGCCCGCUUACUGUUCUCUAAGGUUCCCAACUCAGGAGACCCUGAUAAUUUCUUUGCAAUUCAACCAUCAAAUGGAAGAAUCAGUGUAAACAAAAGCUUGCUGAGGAACUCAGGGACAUAUGUGUUCUAUGUCAUGGCACGUGAUGAAAAUGGUAGUGGACCAUUUAACAGCACUGCCAAAGUGACCAUCAUUGUCCUGGAAGCCACCAACUCCCCACCAGAAUGGACAAUUCCACCACUGGAUAACAUGACAAUCAAUGUUUUAGAGGAGCAGUAUCUUGGAAUGUUGGUUUAUGAUGUGGAAGCAAAAGAUGCUGAUCGUAAUGACAAUGGUAUUAUUGACUAUGGUUUCUACGUAAAUGGCGUGUAUACUACCACCACUAAUGAAUUCCGCAUCAACUCUAUCACUGGUGUCAUCAGGGCAGAAAAAGUCUAUGACAGGGAAACCAGAGAUCGCUACCUGCUCCUCCUGGUGGCACGGGACCGCGGUGACCCAUAUCUGGAGACCACUCGAUACUUGUCAGUCAGAAUUCUGGACGUCAAUGAUAAUGUUCCCAAGUUCCCAACCAAUUCUAAUGGCGAGACCAAAGUAAUACAGUUUGAAGAUGUAGAUGAGAAUAAACCAAUUAAUUCCAUCCUUGGAAGACUAAAGGGAAGUAGUUUUGAAGCCAAGGACAUCGAUGAUGCUCAGUAUGCUAAAGUCUAUUAUUAUAUCAUCAGUGGAAAUGAGAAGGGUAAUUUCCGUAUGGUCCCAGAAACUGGAGAAUUAAUCUUAGUCAAAGCAUUGGAUAGGGAGGUACAAAGUGUGUACAACCUGGAUAUCCAGGCCACAAACAACAUUAGUGAUUAUACGGUUAUCCGGAAUAGACGCAAACGAGCCCUAGAUCCAAGUAUAGCCACGUGGAGGAUCCAGAUCAAAAAUGCCAAUGAUGUACGGCCCGACUUUACCCAAAAUCUGUAUCACGGCUGUAUCUCAGUCCGCUCCUCUCUGGGUCAGAGCAUAAUGAAGGUAGAGGCUAAGGAUGCUGACUCGGUCGGCUCCGUCACUUAUUCCAUACAGUCCGGAAACACAGACAACGCCAUCGGAAUCGACUCUGUCACAGGCGUUCUCUAUAACGCCAUUCUGAUGAAUAACUACGGAGGCAGAACUUUUGACUUGAAGCUUAGGGCUACUGACCAAGGAACAUUGUACCACAAUACUACUGCCCUGGUUUUUGUAACAGAACCAAGUAGAGAAGUGAAAUUAGUAGUGAAACAGCCAGCUACAGAAGUCAGGCAGUUCUUUGAACAAAUCAAAAAGUCUCUACAAAAGCCAAAUGCAGAUGGCAAAAUUGUAUUUGAUUAUAUAUGUUCAACCAAGAUUGUCGACCAUGUUCUAGAUGAUGGAGAGACCACGUCCUUGUGGUCUGAUGUGUACAUCUCCGCUGUGUGUAAGGCCUGUAAUAACAUGGCGUAUUAUAUCUACCCUGGUGAAACAUUACUCAAUCUACUCAACCAACAAAGAGAUGCAAACAGGGACCAGUUUGAAAUGUUAUAUAUUGAAAGCAUGGAACAAGGUGACGCAGAAAAGGAAUAUUUGGACCGGACACCCACCCUAGUGGUGAUGAUACUGGUCAUCAUCCUCAUUAUCCUCGCUCUCCUCUUCCUCCUGUGUGCCUGCUGCUUCAUUAGAAACAAAAAUAGGGAAAAGGAAAAGAGAUUACGCCACAAGACAUACAGAGGACCAAUAUAUGAUCCAUCAUUUCAACAAGUAGAUCAGUUUGCUGCCUAUGAUAAUCGAGGGUAUGAGCCAACAGAGCCUGCCCCCAGAGAACCAAUGUAUGCCAAGGUCUCCAAAGAUCCCGUCAGUCGAGCUCCAGAGCCUGUUCCACAGCAGACGGAGGAAAUUAACGUAAUAUUGAAGGACGACGACGAUAGUCCAGCAGCCAGCCCCCCGGCCAGUCCAAAAGAGACACCCCGCCUCUUAGACCCUGCAGAGGAAGAUUACAGGAUAGAGACAGAAGUCAUGUGAUCAGUGAUCUAGCUCUGAUUGGACAAUUCAGGAUAGCUAUGAUUGGUCAAUUGUAACUUAGGAGUGAUUGGACAAUUGCAAACUAGCAGUGAAAGGAAAUCAUUUAUUUAAAAUGCUAGAAAAUCAAGAGGGUUGUUUUAUAUGUCACUUGCCAUGUAAAGAUUUAUAUAAUUGAUGGUUCAAUUGACUUAAGGUUGUGAUAUUUUGUUUAAUUCAAAGAGAAAUUUCGUAAGCCUUGGGCAGUUUUGUUAUAUGCUAUUGUUUUGAGAAAUUCUGAUUAUAAUUGUCAAUUAUCCUGCUGCCAUGAUUUUGUGUAGCUUGUUUACUGUCAUUCGAUUUUUUUUAAGAAAAAAAGGUUUGCCAAAUAACGGAUAGGAUUAAACUGCAGGGGGAGGUUAUUCUUUACUUCUGUUUUCCUAACCAACAUAAAUAAAUGUUUUCAUUGCUGAGCAAAACAGAUUCGAGUAUAUUACAGAUAGUGUCAAAGAAUACUUGUUUGAAUUUGUAUGUUUUUCAAAUUAGGGUAGCACAGCACUUAGUGGUAUGUGUAUGUAGUAGUUGAAUAUACAUGUUAUUAUUUUUUUCUUUCAAUAUAUUAAGGUCAAACGCAACGUAGUUUGAACUUUAUUGAGUUCUUCCCUGGAGCUGAAGAGUUCCACUAAAUGAAGGACCUGUGUACAAUACUUUUAAUGCCUAUAUAUGGAUUUGUACACCUCUUCUAAAACAAAUUUUGAUGGAAAAAAAUUUUGAAUUAAUGUUUUGUAAUUUUUGUAUAUUUUUCUUUGUCAAUAAUGCAAAAAUUUUCAUAAUUUAAUAUCUUCCAAAAACCCCUGGUAGUGCAUGCUGAUUUUUUGUCUAUAAACAUCUGAUGACACUGUAAUCUUAAAUAAAGAAUAUCUUGAAAAAUUACCAGUAGGUAAGGUACCUUGCGUAUGUCCUUAAUUAAGUAAAUAUCAGAACAAUCAGAUAAUAGGGUAAGAAAUAAAAACAUUUUAAGAAUAGUAAUUGUGAUACUGAGUAUUCUUAAAUUGCAGUACUAAGUAAUAGAAAGUGCAUAUUGUUAAGUUCCACUAAUUCACAUUUUGUCACAUAAAUUGAUUACAAAGUGCUAUAGCCAUUUAUUUGAAACUUUAUAUACAAGUUCCAGUUCAUAUUUUUGCUGUAUCUUUGACAGAAGAGAAUCUCAUUGUUUCAUUGUGAGUAUGUACAUGUACACUGUAUGCAUGAAUAUUUUGAUAGACUGUGUGCUAUUUUACAUUCCUGUAACCUUUUUGAUACAAAUAUAUAUAUUUUUUUUAUGAAAGUGAAUUAAAGUUUAUAUACAUAUUAAA
Molecule: messenger RNA, 6953 nt
Organism: Saccostrea cuccullata (small rock oyster)
Lineage: Eukaryota; Metazoa; Mollusca; Bivalvia; Ostreida; Ostreidae
Product: cadherin-87A-like
Exons: 39
Coding region: 136-5622 (1828 amino acids)
Biological process (GO): homophilic cell-cell adhesion
Cellular component (GO): plasma membrane
Molecular function (GO): calcium ion binding
Source: RefSeq, a predicted model, not a curated record